UGCAGAAGCAAGAUAGCCGAAACUUGUCAGGUGGAUGAUUUUCUCACAAAUGAGGAUGUGGAUAGAGCUCCAGUCAAGUCAGUCAUCAUGGGUCAUUUGACCAACUUGAUUCAAGAUUUUCAUCACUACUUUCCUGACAUGGAGGAGAAAUCUGCACAGCUGGAUUGGGAAAAACUCCUGGAAGUGUCAUCUGACCGUGGCUUCCAGAUGAAGUUUUCCACCUCCACACUCACACAGUUCUGGGUGUUUGUGAAGCAGGAGCACCCUUACCUGAGGCAGAAAGCUUUGGAGCAGCUAUUACCCUUUGCCUCCACAUAUUUAUGCGAGUCAGACUCUGCAUGGAGAAGAGCUUGAGCACAGCAGUUGCCUCCCUGCCACCAAGACUGACAAAGAUCCUCAGUGAAGCACAAGCUCAGGGUUCUCACUAAAAUGUCUGUCAAAAAGAACUGUGAAAAGAAA
Messenger RNA from Entelurus aequoreus (snake pipefish), 459 nucleotides. Its product is annotated as protein FAM200A-like. The transcript has 3 exons. Bases 88 to 354 code for a protein of 88 amino acids. Lineage: Eukaryota; Metazoa; Chordata; Actinopteri; Syngnathiformes; Syngnathidae. The record is from RefSeq and is a predicted model, not a curated record.